Messenger RNA from Darwinula stevensoni, 1062 nucleotides. NCBI's taxonomy places the organism in Eukaryota, Metazoa, Arthropoda, Ostracoda, Podocopida, Darwinulidae. The record is from the annotation of a GenBank genome assembly.
AUGCAUAUCGAGGUCCAAGUGGCGCUGAACUUCGUCAUCUCCUACCUGUACAACAAACUCCCGCGGAGACGGGUGAACAUCUUCGGCGAGGAGUUGGAGAAGGCGCUGCGAGAGAAAUUCCAGGGACAUUGGUACCCGGAGAAGCCGUUCAAGGGCUCGGCGUACCGGUGUCUGAAAACGAGCGAUCCCGUGGAUCCCGUGCUGGAGAAGUCGGCGCGGGAGAGCGGCAUGGAUCUCGUGGACAUCCGGGAGAAUCUUCCCGGCGACAUGUCCGUCUGGAUCGAUCCCGGUGAGGUGAGUUACCGAAUCGGGGAAAAGGGUCAGAUCAAGAUCCUCUACUCGGAGAAAGAAGAUCGAGACGGGGACGAGCGGCUGGACCGGGAAGUGACGAAAACCUUCAACCCGGAGGCCCAGUGCUUCAAACCCAUCGACAGCCUCGGCCUCUCCAAUUCCCUCAGCAGUCUCAGUCUUUCUCCGCCGCCACUUCCUACCCCGAACGGAGGAAGCACGGGGAAUUUAGCAGCUCCCAUCCCAAGUAUCUCUGCUGGGGAAUCCAGUCCCAGCCCCACGACAUUCUUGCCUGUCAUGAGCACGUCCCAGCUCACGUUCACGACGGCCACGUUCGCCCAGACGAAAUUUGGGAGCACGAAGCUGAAGACGAACAGCAAGAGGCCGAAUCGCAUGAGCCCGACGGAGUUCUCACAUUACAUCAAGCAGCGGGCCAUGUUGCAGCAACAUCAACGAGGAAAGCAGACCCAGCUCCUCCAAGCGGGAGCGAUGGGAAACGCAGGAUGGCCGGGUUGCUUCAACCCUCCCCCACCCCAGCGACCUCGAUCUCUGAGCCCGUUUGACCCGUAUGUGCAUGCGCAGCAGCGAGUCCCCUCCGAUUUCAACGACGUCGUCGGUCAAGGGGAUUUGAAUUUCCCAUCGGCCUCGUUGCAUGGCAUCUCGGUCAACGGCGAUCGACAGCUCGUGGACAGCAUCAAUCUGGGCGUGAGCAACCUUGCCUUCGCAUCCGGCAACAACGCACAACAAUUUCAGCAUCUUCUCAUGGCCAAUUAG